Molecule: messenger RNA, 1326 nt
Organism: Capronia epimyces CBS 606.96
Lineage: Eukaryota; Fungi; Ascomycota; Eurotiomycetes; Chaetothyriales; Herpotrichiellaceae
Product: oxidoreductase
Exons: 1
Coding region: 1-1326 (441 amino acids)
Molecular function (GO): FMN binding; oxidoreductase activity
Source: RefSeq, a predicted model, not a curated record
AUGUCCGACCGUUAUCCUUCGGAUGUGCAGGAUGCCUCUCCGCUAGGCAAACCAUUGCACUUCGAGUUUAGUGGGAGAACCGCUCAAAAUCGUCUCCUCAAGGCGGCAAUGACUGAGCGACUAUCAUCGUGGGACCUGGCGCACAAGGAGAAACGAGGUGUCCCGUCAAAGAAUUUGAUCCGGGUCUACGAACGAUGGGGCGAGGGGCAAUUUGGAGUCUGCCUCAGCGGCAACAUCAUGGUUGACUAUCACCAGCUCGAAGCUAGGGGCAACCCGAUCAUUCCUCUCGAAGCCCCCUUUGAAGGGGAGCGAUUUGAAGCCUUCAAAGAGCUGGCAACCAAGGCCAAGGCCCACGGCAGUCUGAUGGUGGGACAGGUCAGCCACCCUGGACGGCAAGUGGAAGCAAUCAACAACCCGGACCCGGUUUCGGCCAGCGAUGUUCAGCUCGAGGGGGAGGUGAUGGGCAUGAAGUUUGCGAAACCACACGCUGCCUCCCUCGAAGAGAUCAAGGACAUCAUCGCCCGGUUUACGCACGCAGCCGAAUACCUCCACCAAGCCGGGUUCGACGGCAUCGAACUUCACGGCGCACACGGCUACCUCCUUGCUCAAUUCUUGUCGCUGACGACCAACAAGAGGACCGAUGGGUACGGCGGACCCCUGCGCAACCGUGCUAGGCUUAUCCUCGAAAUCGCCGAGUCUAUCCGGCAGAAAUUGCCCUCCUCUUUCAUUCUUGGGAUCAAGAUCAACUCAGUCGAGUUCCAGGAAGGUGGGUUUACUGCUGAGGAGGCUAGAGAGCUGUGCACUCUACUGGAGGAAGCCAAAUUUGACUUCGUCGAGUUAAGCGGUGGCACAUACCAAUCCCUAGCCUUUGCUCACAAGCGGGACAGCACCAGGAAGCGAGAGGCUUUCUUCCUGGAGUUCGCUGAAAAGAUCACGCCUGGCCUGCAGAAGACCAAGACGUAUGUCACCGGCGGGUUCAAGACCGUGGCGGGAAUGGUGAAUGCCCUCCAAUCCGUCGACGGAGUCGGUCUUGGCCGGCCUGCAUGCCAGGAACCGCGGAUUGCAAAAGAUAUACUAGAUGGCAGCAUUACCGGCGCUCUGGCCCAAAAACUCGACCCCGACAAUUUCGGACUGACCAAUAUCGCUGGUGGCUCUCAGAUCAGACAGAUCGGAAAGGGUCAAGAGCCGAUCGAUCUGUCCAAGCAGGAGAACGUCGAUGCCUUCAUGAAAGACUUGGCCAAAUGGAGCGAGAAGAUGGCCUCUGGCGAUCCCAGCAAUUAUGGGUUCGUCGACAUUGAAAGCGCCAUACCGUACGGUUCGGCAUGA